This is a messenger RNA of Magnusiomyces paraingens, 2013 nucleotides long. RefSeq lists its product as uncharacterized. Gene Ontology annotation, cellular component: membrane; nucleus; endoplasmic reticulum chaperone complex. NCBI's taxonomy places the organism in Eukaryota, Fungi, Ascomycota, Dipodascomycetes, Dipodascales, Dipodascaceae. Gene Ontology annotation, molecular function: heat shock protein binding; ATP hydrolysis activity; ATP-dependent protein folding chaperone. The record is from RefSeq and is a predicted model, not a curated record. The coding region runs from base 1 to 2013 and encodes 670 amino acids. Gene Ontology annotation, biological process: protein refolding; endoplasmic reticulum unfolded protein response; cellular response to unfolded protein. The transcript is spliced from 2 exons.
AUGUUUAGUAGAUCUGUUCGCUCGAUGGUCUCUUGGUCGGCCAUCUUGGUCUACAUUGCCCUAAUAUUCGUUUUCCCAUUCAUCUCAGGUACUUCUGCUGAGGUUGAUGAAAAGAUUCAAGGUCCAGUCAUUGGUAUCGAUCUGGGUACUACCUACUCAUGUGUAGGUGUUAUGAAGUCUGGUAGAGUUGAAAUCCUCGCCAAUGAUCAAGGUAACAGAAUUACUCCCUCAUAUGUCGCAUUCAAUGGUGAAGAACGUCUGAUAGGUGAUGCCGCUAAGAACCAAGCUGCUGCCAACCCCCACAACACUAUUUUCGAUAUUAAGCGUCUUAUUGGUCUUUACUUUAAGGACUCAUCUGUUCAAAAGGAUAUCAAGCGUCUUCCCUACCAAGUUAUUGACCGCAAUGGCAAGCCCGCUGUUAAGGUUGAGUUCCUUAAUGAAAACAAGACUUUUACCCCUGAAGAAAUCUCGGCCAUGAUCCUUGGUCAGAUGAAGAAGAUUGCUGAAGAUUACCUUGGCCACGAUGUUAAGUACGCUGUUAUUACCGUUCCUGCUUACUUCAACGACGCCCAGCGUCAGGCUACUGAAAAUGCAGGUGAAAUUGCCGGUCUUAAGGUCCUUCGUAUUGUUAACGAGCCCACUGCUGCUGCCAUUGCCUACGGUCUUGACAAGACUGAUGGUGAACGCCAGAUUAUUGUUUACGAUCUUGGUGGUGGUACCUUUGAUGUUUCCCUUCUUUCCAUUGAUAAGGGUUUCUUCCAGGUUUUGGCCACUGCUGGUGACACCCACUUGGGUGGUGAAGACUUUGAUUACAGAGUAAUUCGCCACUUUACCAAGCUCUUUAACAAGAAGCACGAUGUUGACAUUUCCAAGAAUGCAAAGACUAUUGGUAAGCUUAAGCGUGAAGUUGAAAAGGCCAAGCGCACUCUUUCUUCCCAAAUGUCUACCAGAAUUGAAAUUGAAUCCUUUUUCGAUGGCAUUGACUUUUCCGAGACUUUGACCCGUGCCAAGUUUGAGGAACUCAACAUUGAUCUCUUUAGAAAGACCCUCAAGCCUGUUGAACAGGUUCUUAAGGAUGCUAAGGUUGAAAAGUCUGAGAUUGAUGAUAUUGUUCUUGUUGGUGGUUCUACCCGUAUCCCCAAGGUCCAGGAACUUCUUGAGACUUACUUUAAGGGUAAGAAGGCUUCUAAGGGUAUUAACCCUGAUGAGGCUGUUGCCUACGGUGCUGCUGUUCAAGGUGGUGUUCUUUCCGGUGACGAUGGUGCUGAAGACAUUGUUCUUCUUGACGUUAACCCUCUUACUCUUGGUAUUGAGACCACUGGCGGUGUCAUGACUACCCUUAUCAAGAGAAACACUGUCAUUCCUACUCGCAAGUCCCAAAUCUUCUCCACUGCCGUUGAUAACCAGCCUACUGUCUUGAUUCAAAUCUAUGAAGGUGAACGUCCUCUUUCCAAGGAUAAUAACCUUCUCGGCAAGUUUGAGCUUACUGGCAUUCCUCCUUCCCCCCGUGGUGUCCCCAAGAUUGAGGUUACUUUUGAGCUUGAUGCCAAUGGUAUGCUUAAGGUUACUGCCCACGACAAGGGUACUGGCAAGUCCGAGUCCAUUGUCAUUACCAAUGACAAGUCUCGUCUUUCCCAGGAUGAAAUUGACCGCAUGAUUGCUGAUGCUGAAAAGUAUGCCGAGCAAGAUGCUGCUCUUAAGGAGAAGAUUAUCUCCCGUAACGGUCUUGAAAACUAUGCCCACUCUCUCAAGAACCAGGUCAGCGAUGAGGCUGGUCUUGGUGGCAAGAUUGACGAGGACGACAAGGACACCAUUCUCGAGGCUGUUGCCGAGGUUUUGGAGUGGCUUGAGGAGGUUGGCAACGAUGCCACCAAGGAGGACUUUGAUGAGAAGAAGGAGAAGCUUAGCUCCAUUGCCUACCCCAUCACUUCCAAGCUCUACGGCGAUGAGGGUGCUGGCGACUCUCACCCUGAUGAUGAGGAUGAGGAUGAUUACGACCACGAUGAGCUAUAA